ACUGUUGUAGUACAGUCAGCUCGGGUAUCACCAGCUUUAGCCGAUGUUGCAGGCAUGUAAAAAUUCUCCUUCAUUGCAAAUGCAGGUACAAUGUCAUCCCAGCACCACAUCAACGGAAAACCAAACGCAAGCCUCCAAAUAUUACUUAAGUCUAAUGAUUGUCCAGAUACUUUCUGAAAAGUUUCAGGAGUAUAGACUGAGCAACUUGUACAUAAAAGUUCUGAUUUCAUCAGUUGCCAGAAAUCCUUUUCCAGUCGAGUAAUGUUAUACCAAUUAUAAAAGUGGCGAAGCGAGAUUCCCAAUUGAGGGUUUUGGUUGCAUCUCACAAAUCCCACAGCCCCUUUGAGAGACCAUCCGCAACUCUUUGUAAGUAGUUAAAUGCACCCUCUAGUCGCAUCCUUCGCUCGCGAUUCAAUUGCGUCUGUACGCAUUUAAGGAGAUAAUUGUUUGACACUGUAGAAAUAAGUCAUGUCGUGGGAUUCUGGCCCCCGGAAUAUUCUUCUCUCCCAAUUGCGGCGUAAUCAAAUGGAUUCAAGCACUCAUUGCAGCUUACUUCUUCGUUAUUUAAGGAAUUUCAUACCCUUUUUCAUGUACAUUUGAAACCUUUUCGACCUUUCUUUUUUUUUCCUUUUUCUUCUCUCUGUCGCUCAUUUUGUCAAGCUCUCUCGACAGUUAAGUCGAGGAGCCCCUCAAAACUAAUUUCUUUGCCAUGUCCUCCUUUAUAUUAAUAUUAUGUUUUACUUUAUUCCUAGGUACAAAUGCCAUUCCAUGGCACGCAGCCAAACAAACGGCUACAUAUAAAGCAGAUGAAUGGUCACCCCGACCAACUAAUACGAUCUCAGAGCCACGGGACUUGUUCAAGAGAGGUUCAAUCGAUGUUGAUGUAUGCGGAUGGAUUGGAGGAAACUUAGCCCAGCCAGUGGGUUGUGGAAGUGGAUCGUCAUGUAUUCAUGAUACUUCUUUUGGAUUUGUUGGAUGCUGUCCGACCUCAUCAGCUGGAGCAGACCCCAUUCCUUGCACGGAUGGGUUAUACACGACUUGUGUUGAUCAUAAUAGUGUUGGAUAUACUUCAGAUUCUUUCUUGAUUAAUAAUGGUAUACUAUCAUGGUUCGUAGAAAUGUAUCAAAUAAGAAACAACAAGUUACCUAACACAUUCACAGCCCUGCGAGUUCAAACUGUUACAAAAUCAUUUACCCACAAAAUUAUAUUCAAUUUGGAUGUGGCCCCUCGGCAGGCAAUGUUACAGCAGCUACCACUUUUGCCGGCCAGGCGACGGACCUUAACCUGCAAAUCGUGUAUACCGGAGUGAGCUUUGAUCCAACGAUCACAAUACAAAAUCCCAGUAACUUUGGAGUCGCUACUUCAUUCCCAACUUUCACAACUGGCACUCCAACGCAAUCUACAGCUUCGGAAGUUGCUGGUAAAGGAUCGCUUACACCCACGGUACCUGAAUCACCAACUUCUGCAGUUGAGAUAUCAAAAGGAAGCACAGAUACGAGCGCGAUAAUUGGUGGUACGCUUGGUGCUUUGGUUGUUAUUAUAGGAGCCUGCCUUACAGUUUUCUUUCUUAUUCGCAAAAGAGAAAAUAAAUGGGAAUCAAGAGCGCCUCACGAGGACAGCUCUCCGUAAGUUUUCGUUCAAAUGUCCUACUCUAUCAAAUUUAACUAAAAUUCUUUCCAGAAACUGGCCCUCAAAAGCGGCCUUUGAAUCAGUUCCUAACACAGCACCUUCCCCACAACCCAUUCAUUCUCCAGUACCAUUUACGGAGCACUCACCGCAGCCUCAUGAUCACUACUCUCAAAUGGGGGUUAUCAAUAACCUAGGCUAUGCACCCGCCUUCCAAUUUUCCUCCCAUCGACCCACUACUCCUGCCGGACAUCAUGAACCCGUAGAAGCACCAACGCCUGACCUCUGCCCCCGUAACUUCCACCCUUCAUCUCCUAUGCCUGAUCCAUUCCAACCACCACAUUCCGAAAUACUUCCAGAAUCCUACGAUCCUUCUCGACCACGUGGUCCUCCGUCCUCAGAGCCGUACCACCCAUCACAAUCACCUGAAUCUCAAAAUUGGUCUCCCGAACUUCAACAAUACCACCACCCCUCCUCCCCGGAACCACAACCCCUUCGGCCCCGUCCGUCUCGCUCCCCACCACCCACAAUCACAACCCAAGCUGCGGCACCCACAACAAACCCGUAUAGCCUUCCUCGCACCGCUGACCUCCCGCCCCUUGACAUAAUGGAAGACAUCCAAACGCCCAUCGUCCCGAAACCCGCCCAAGCAAACUGGCACCUCGCCUUAACAGGCGAUCGCCGCACCUACGCACCCGCCGACGGCCUCUCCACUUCAUUCCACCACCACCACGAGCCAGUGCCCGCCAUGCCCGUCCUCUACGCCGACAUAACCAAUGCCAUGGGCGCCGAAUCCAUAUCACCACCAAAAGACUCUUUCCUCAUGCGCCAAAACUCCAAUGCCACCAAACCCGGCAUGCGUCGAAAUUUCUCGCGCAAAGGUCGAGCCGAAAGACAAGGAAUGGAAAUCCAAAAUGACGAAUAUGAAGAUGUAGAAGCGAUGAGCAAUAAUAUUCGACAAUCCGGAUGGGUACCCUCCGGUUUAAGAACAAGAAAUAGUCCAUCUCCGCAUUCGGUGCACAGAAUGCCAAAUCAAUGUUUAGUGGGUAAUAAUGAAGGCGCAGCGCAAAGAUACCAAAUGGCUGAUUUGAGUGGCGAGGAAGUACGUAUUGCGUAUAAUCCUAAUGCGGGUCUGAAUAUGGGACAUGUUGGACCGCCGAGAGUAGUGGGGAUUGGAAGACAGCCGAGUCCGGUUAUAGAUCCUAAUGCUGUGGAAGGAGGUUGGCUUUAACGGGAUUUGUUUUG
Molecule: messenger RNA, 2871 nt
Organism: Sclerotinia trifoliorum
Lineage: Eukaryota; Fungi; Ascomycota; Leotiomycetes; Helotiales; Sclerotiniaceae
Source: the annotation of a GenBank genome assembly